Molecule: messenger RNA, 2031 nt
Organism: Tarenaya hassleriana
Lineage: Eukaryota; Viridiplantae; Streptophyta; Magnoliopsida; Brassicales; Cleomaceae
Product: sodium/hydrogen exchanger 6
Exons: 22
Coding region: 134-1774 (546 amino acids)
Biological process (GO): regulation of pH; proton transmembrane transport; sodium ion transport
Cellular component (GO): membrane; endosome
Molecular function (GO): sodium:proton antiporter activity
Source: RefSeq, a predicted model, not a curated record
UUGAAGAAUUCUCAUCAAUUCAGUUCCGUGAUUCUGCGGAAACGAAGACGAAGUAGAAGACCUAGAAGGAGGAGAGAAAUCGAGACCAAGUAACAGUGAGAGAAACCCUAGAAUUUGUUUUGGAGGCGCCGAAAUGGCGGUGUUGGGAGAGCUGCAGAUUUCGCCGUCGGAUCACGACCCUCAAGGUCAGGUGAAGCAGCAGCAGGCCGCCGGAGUCGGGAUUCUUCUGCAGAUCAUGAUGCUCGUGCUCUCCUUCGUCCUCGGACAUGUCCUUCGCCGUCACAAGUUCUAUUAUCUUCCCGAAGCUAGUGCCUCUCUUCUCAUCGGGUUGAUCGUCGGUGGUUUAGCAAACAUUUCGAACACGGAGACAAGCAUAAGGGCAUGGUUCAAUUUCCAUGAAGAAUUCUUCUUUCUGUUUCUGCUUCCACCGAUCAUAUUUCAGUCAGGGUUCAGCCUACAACCCAAACCUUUCUUUUCCAAUUUUGGGGCCAUUGUCACCUUUGCCAUCCUUGGAACCUUUGUAGCUUCCAUUGUUACUGGCUUACUGGUGUACCUUGGCGGUGCGAUGUACCUCAUCUACAAACUUCCAUUAGUUGAGUGUCUCAUGUUUGGUUCGCUUAUCUCAGCUACAGAUCCUGUCACUGUCUUGUCCAUAUUUCAGGAGCUUGGCACAGAUGUGAACUUGUAUGCACUGGUGUUUGGGGAAUCUGUUUUAAACGAUGCUAUGGCAAUAUCCCUGUACAGGACAAUGUCCUUGGUGAGAAGCCACUCAUAUGAGCAAAACUUCCUUAUCGUGAUAGUCAGGUUUCUCGAGACAUUUAUUGGCUCGUUAUCUGCAGGGGUUGGAGUUGGAUUCACUUCUGCUCUGCUUUUCAAGUAUGCUGCUCUAGAUAUUGACAACCUGCAGAACUUGGAGUGCUGCCUCUUUGUGCUUUUUCCAUAUUUCUCGUACAUGCUUGCUGAAGGUGUCGGCCUAUCUGGCAUUGUAUCUAUUCUGUUUACUGGAAUUGUCAUGAAGCAUUACACCUACUCAAACUUGUCUGAAAAUUCUCAACGAUUUGUUUCUGCAUUUUUUCAUCUGAUAUCAUCACUCGCAGAGACAUUUACGUUUAUUUACAUGGGCUUUGAUAUUGCCAUAGAAAGGCAUAGUUGGUCACAUCUUGGGUUCAUAUUUUUCUCCAUUCUGUUUAUCGGAGUUGCAAGGGCCGCUAAUGUCUUUGGAUGUGCAUAUUUGGUCAAUUUGGUGCGACCUUCACAUAGGAAAAUUCCAAUUAAACAUCAAAAAGCACUUUGGUACAGCGGACUUCGAGGGGCUAUGGCAUUUGCGCUUGCUUUGCAAUCUAUUCACGAUCUCCCAGAAGGACAUGGCCAAACCAUAUUCUCAGCAACCACAACCAUUGUUGUUCUGACGGUUUUGCUAAUUGGAGGAUCUACCGGUACAAUGCUAGAAGCCCUAGAGGUUGUAGGCGAUAACCAUGAUGCUGCCCUUGGUGAAGGCUUUGAAGUGAUGAACAAUCGUUACACUUUGACACGGUAUGACGAUGAAGUGUCAUCCUCGGGAAAUGGGUUCAGAACAAAGCUAAGAGAGUUCCAUAAGAGUGCCGCUUCCUUCACAGAACUAGACAGGAACUACCUAACACCAUUCUUCACAAGUAAUAACGGUGAUGAUGAUGAUGAUGAUGAUGAUGAUGACAAUGGUGAUGGCGAUGGUGAGCAACGCCAUGCCGAUCCAACUCGUGUUUCUAGAAGAGGAAGUUUUCGAAACCACAGCUAAGUAUCUCCAACGACUAAUCUACUUUCAGCACUUGUAUUAUGUAGUUUGCAGUAGCUGUGUACAUAAAUACAACGAAUGUUUCGGCCCGGGGAAUGAGAAAGCUCGAAAAAAUCCGAGAUGGAUGUUUUCGGGCUUUCUGGGGAUUCACGGGAAUGCAAAAUUCAGCCAUAUUUGGGAGCUACAGAAACAGUGGGGAGUAGUCAGAAUCUAAGGGUUCUUUGAUAGUUUUAUGUUCCUUUGUACUGAAGAAGUUUCAA